Messenger RNA from Phyllopteryx taeniolatus (common seadragon), 2804 nucleotides. RefSeq lists its product as uncharacterized. NCBI's taxonomy places the organism in Eukaryota, Metazoa, Chordata, Actinopteri, Syngnathiformes, Syngnathidae. The transcript has 7 exons. The coding region runs from base 104 to 2332 and encodes 742 amino acids. The record is from RefSeq and is a predicted model, not a curated record.
GGUUGAGCCACACAAGCCAAAGAAGACUGCGAAGAAGAAGAAGAAGAAGGAAGGCAAGGGCGGGACGAGGCCGCUGUUUGCUGCUUCAAGAGUCUUUAUUUCCAUGGCGAGUGCUGAGAACAACGGCAAAGAUGCCCUGGUUGACUGCAGCCCCUGUUCAAACAAAGAAAUCCCAAAGGCAGAUGGCCGUGGUCCCCGCCAGCGGGCUGCUACUGCCGCGGGCAGGCGAGGCCAGAGAGCGAAGGAAAAGCGACGACUUCAGAAGGGCAAGAGACGGGGCCAAGAGGAGAAGGCGGGCGUGACGGUGAAGAAGACAUCGAGUGGCAGCAAGCGGCGGUGGGAUAAGAAACAUUACUGCGUGUUCUGUCGGCGCCCGCAAGUGAAGAUCGCUCGCCACCUGCUCAGGAAACACGGCGAUGAGAAGGACGUGAUGGCCGCCGGCGUACUGCCUACGGGCUCCAAAGAGCGCCACCUGCUGCUGGAGCAGCUGCGGUGCCGAGGCAACUACCAGCACAAUAUCGAGGUGAUCAGAGAGGGCAGCGGGGAGAUCGUCCCGUGGCGUCGGCCCUCACAGGAAGUUGAUGCCAGGAACUACCUUCCGUGCCCGGGCUGCCUCGGCUUCUUCCUGCGUGCUGACCUCUGGAAGCACCAGGCCUCUUGUCGUAGGAAAAUGGCCUCCGAUCCCGCUAAAGAUUCGAGUCACCCUACGGCGGACCCAUCAAAGGACUCCUCGUCUGAUCCAACAAGCGAGGGCGGCGCUAACUCCCCAGAAGACCCUGCUCCUCCUCCUUCCGGUGAGACCUCGAGAUCGAAGCAGCUCGGGGCUUCUGAUGCGGAACCUCCCAGGAAGCGCCGCAGAGUCCAGGCUGCCGCGUCCCGCCUGCUUCCCAUUUCCAGCGGAGCCUCAGAGAGCUGCAGCGAGGUCCUUCACCGCAUGAACCGGGACCACGUCUCACACCAGGUGAAAUCUGACUGGUUGAUCUGUAAGUAUGGGAACACACUGAUGGGGAACCAAGACGGCAGCCAAAUGAGGUAUGACUACGUCAGUCAGAAGCUGAGGAAGCUUGGCAAGCUCCUCCUGGCUGCCAAAUCUUUGGACUCCGGCAUUCAGAACCUCCAUGACCUCUUGGCUCCAGGAUGCCUCAGCCUGGCGCUGGCCGCCGCCAGGAAGGCAUCAGGUUACCGGUGCAGCUGCCUCCCACUGAAGACUUUGCUGAAGGCUGUGUGCGAGAUUGCUAUAGGGGAGAGCCUUCAAAAUGGCGAUGCGGCGACUGCAGCCAGGACCGACGAGUUUUAUCACCUCUUGGGGAGGGACUGGGACAACCUGAGGCUGUCGACCACUAAGCCAGCCGCUGAAGAGGAAAACCUGAGGGAGCAAUCGGUCCAACCGAGAGGUGAAAAAAAGUACCAGGGUGAAGGCCCAGGUGACGAGAACUCUGACCUUCGACCACCGAUGCUGUCAAAGGGCGCAAGCACAACGAUGGAGUCCACACUGCAGCCUGCUGCGACCGCCCCUUCCGCGGCCAAGAAGGUCCAUCGUCGUCCAUGGUCGUCGGCGGAGAAAGAGGCUGUCUGGAGACAGCUGGGAGUCCACGUGUUGGUCCAGACCGUGCCAGGCAAGGAGGUCUGUGAGCGAUGUCUGGACCUGGAGCCUGACCUUAGGGGACGGCACUGGAAAGACAUCAAGAACCAAGUUCACAACCAGAUCCAGAGCCAAAAGAAACAGCAGUUCCAUGCUCAGAUGGAGCUUCUGGAGAACCAGGUUCAACAAGACCUGGCCCGAGACCAAAAGAUGCAACAGCAGAGUCAUAUGAACCUACAGUCCAAAGACCUCGUCCAAAGCCAGUUGGAUCUGGGGCAACAAAUUUCCAAUCACGUCAAACACAAAUGCCAACCUCAAGUGGACGGACAAGACCAGGACUACAAUAAGAAUAAACCGCGGUGUCAGGCUCAAAUGGACCACCAAGACCAUAUGCAGGCACACGAGAAGGAUCAGUACCAUGCCAGACUAGAUUACCAGGAACCUGCUCAGGCCCACAAGAAACACCUUUACCACGUGGAUCGGCAGAACCACAGACUGCAGAUGAGUCUGAAGAGGGACACUUUCACGCUCAGCGAUAACCUCUUGGGACCCGAUGGCCCAGAAGAGUUUGUGGAUAGGGACUCGGCCAUUAGUCCUUAUGAACUUGGAAGAACCACAGGGCCCAACGUGGACCAGAUAUUGUCUGGACGCACAUGGGCAGAUGAAUGUCUCGGGCAGAAUUACGCCGCCAGCAGACCUCGGGCCAAGAACCUCCUCCAGGAGGCACAUUCUGGAUUUAUCCGUUACUGACUCUAUUCAUGACUAGUCUGAUCUCUGUUGAGCUUGUUGGGUUCCACUUAACCAAACCAUGUCCAACUCACAAGGUCGUGAAGCAUUUUUGUGUCACCUUCGCUAUUUGCGGGGGUCUUCUUGACACGAAGAGUGACAAUUUGCAAGUAAGGACCAUUGUUUUUAAUUUCCUAUAGUAGAAGUUUAAAGCACAAACUAUGGUCCAAAAACAUUUAACAUCAUUUCAAACUUACAUACAAUAUUACCCGAAAAAAAAACCCACCUUUCAUAUGAUUUGAUUUUGAAAAAAAAUGCACCAGAAGUGCAAGGACGCUGGGGUUUUAAUUUGCCACUUCAUAACCUGUAAAAAUAUCAAUUAUUACUUUCUUAUAAGCCUAUGUUUUUGACUCACUGAUACCAUUUGAAAGUUUGGCGCGCUUAAUUUUUGUAUUUAUUUUUUUUCCAGUGAAGAUAAAAUUCCAUUUAUCAUAAA